Messenger RNA from Manis pentadactyla (Chinese pangolin), 1085 nucleotides. It is a transcript of the gene CD320, whose product is annotated as CD320 molecule. Gene Ontology annotation, biological process: cholesterol homeostasis; receptor-mediated endocytosis involved in cholesterol transport. NCBI's taxonomy places the organism in Eukaryota, Metazoa, Chordata, Mammalia, Pholidota, Manidae. The record is from RefSeq and is a predicted model, not a curated record. The coding region runs from base 84 to 824 and encodes 246 amino acids. Gene Ontology annotation, molecular function: protein binding. The transcript has 5 exons. Gene Ontology annotation, cellular component: plasma membrane.
AGUGUGCGCCGGCGCGGGGAGCAGAGCGAGUGCCCGGCGGCGUGUGGCCCGUGCCUCGGCGGGGACGCGCGACCAGCCGCUGGAUGGCGCCGGACGGAGCGCGGUGCACGGCAGUCCUGGGAUUGGCGCUGCGGCUGCUGCUCGGCUUCGGGAUGGUCGCGGAGGCCGCCCCGACCCGGUCCUUGGCACAGACCCCCGGCUCGUGCCCGCCCUUCCACUUCCAGUGCCGCACCCCUGGCUUCUGCGUGCCCCUGGCCUGGCGCUGUGACGGCGACCCGGACUGCCCUGAAGACAGCGAGGAGGAGGAGUGUGGGACAGAACCGUGUGCUCAGGACGGGCCGUGCCCGCCCCCCACUGGCAGCCCCUGCUCUUGUGACAGCAUGGAUGACUGCCCCGAUGGCAUCGACAAGAGCCUUUACAACUGCAGCGGUCAGCCCUGCCCGGCCGGAGAGCUCCGCUGCCCGCUGGGCGCUGACUGCAUCCCGCACACAUGGUUCUGCGACGGCCACCCUGACUGCCCCUCCUCCAGCGACGAGCUGGGCUGUGGAACUGACACUGUCAGAGAAGAAAAUGCCACAUCCAUGGGGACCCCUGUGACCCUGGAGAACAUCACCUAUGCCACAGCCACCUCCCCCAAGGACCAGGACUCAGGGAACCCAAGUGCCCGUGCAGUGAUGGCAGCUGCCGUGAUGCUGGGUGCGGGCCUGGCUGCCGCCGCCCUGUUUGUGCUGUCCCGACUCUGUGCCCAGGGACGCCUGUACCCACUGAGGCUGCUGAUGAAGCGGUCUGUGCUGCUGUCAGAGAGGAGGACCUCGCUGCUCUGAGGAUGAGGUGCCGCCACCAUGUCCUGGGGCCCUGAGUGUGGCCGCUGUGAGGACCAGCCCCUGGACGUGGGUUCCUCCAGCCACGCAGCCGCCCGGACCUGAGCUCCUGCAGAUGCAGCCCUGGCGGGCGGGGGCCUGGGCCCUCCCCCUGGAGACGAGGAGCCGGCGUGGGGAACAGGCCCCAGCCAGGAGCGGCCGAGGCCGCUUCGACACUCCUGCUGCCCCAUCUGCGGGUGGGGAUUAAAGCUGCUUCCCGUCCUC